UUAAGGACUCGCACUGUGUGCCGCGUGGAGUGGGUGUGUUGGCAGAGCACAGCAGAAAGGCUGCAUACCUGGAGGUGAAAUCUUGAAAUAACUAAUCUUACAUUAAAAGCAGCGCUCUGGAAUUGCUUAUAAAUCGCUUGUCUCCUGUAAUGUGCUUUGCUCAUGAGACCACUUUAAACUGAAGCAAUUUCUCCAUGAGUUCCACAAGAGUUCUUCAUAUCCUCAGUCCCCCAAUGCCGGGUCCAGUUAUGCCCGCAGAGGUGGCUAUGCAGCUGUAUAUUACUCAUUCUCCCCCACUGCGCAACUUCCUGAGCUCUUAUGAAGACUACAGGACACGCAACCUGGUCAAAACCUGCUACAAACCCCUGCGGCCCUGCUUGAGCUCCAGAGCCCACCUGGAGCCCCACUGUCGGGGCUGGCAGAAUCCAAAAUCCAAAGGCAAGAAGAAGGUUGUGUUUGCCGAUUCAAAGGGUAUGUCGUUAACAGCGGUGCAUGUCUUCUCUACUUUCGAUAAUAGAGAACCCGUUACAUCCGAACUGCAGUUUGACCUGGAAGACCUAGGGGACGUCUCAUCCACUCUCCAUAUAAAUUCAGUCCAGAGCAGAAUUCUAGACUUUCCGCAGCCAGCGGCAGACUAUCUGGAUUUCCGUAGUAGGUUGCUGAAGAAUUUGGUUUGCUUGGAGAACUGUACUCUACAGGAGCGGACCCUCACCGGCACGAUCAAAGUGCGUAACCUGGCCUACGAGAAGUCUGUCCAUGUGCGGAUCACUUUCGACACCUGGAAGAGCUUCCAGGAUCUGGAAUGCACGUUUAUGAAUGAUGUCUAUGGCUGCCAGGAUACAGACACAUUCUCGUUUGCCAUUGAAUUACCAGGGUACGUGGCACCUCAGAAUAAGGUAGAAUUCUGCAUUAGCUACACAACUGGAGAGCAGACCUACUGGGACAACAACGAUGGCAAAAACUAUGGACUUGUUUCAACAUCUUGGCAACAAAACAAUAAAUGGAAUUCCUCAACGCAGGGGAAGAAACCAAAUGAAUCCAGGAAGUUAGGCAGGAACACGCAAGACAAUGAAGUUUAUAAAUGUAAAAGUCCUCUACAAUCCAAUGGCAUUUUUCCAAAGUGGCAGAGGUGGGGGAACAUUGCAAUCAGCAGCCCCUACUGGUGACUUGAGCUGACAUAAUUAACUAUCCAAAAGUGUUGAAAGCUUUUAGAAACAAUAUUUCUAAACAAUUGCCAAUUUUCUACGGAGCUCCUAAAGUGACAUGGUGAUGAAAAUGUGAGAUGGGAGGAAAAAUAAUAUUUCAACGUUUUUGCUUUUGCUAGCAAAACCUUUCCAUUCCCAAACAUUUGGGAGAGAACCCAAAAGCAUUGACAUAUAAUUUUUCCUCCCAUUUCAUAUUUUUUUCCCAUCACCAUGUCCCUUUAGGGGCUCCAUAAUUUUAGCUGAUUUCCAUUUGAAGAAUUUAUUAUGGAAGAAAUGAACUGUUGGUGUGCAACCAGUGAGAUUAUCCUUCAUAUUGAAGGGGUAAACUUUAACUGGUUAAUUUCUUGGAGGAAAAGAAAGAAAUAUUAAUAUUUAUCAUAUUUAAUAUGUACUUCUUGAAUAAAUCGGCCUUAAAAAUCAAUUUGGUUUAGAUCAUUUUGUUUAUCAAGCUUUUUAUUUGCAAGAUGUGCACGUUUAGGUGUCUCUUUUAUUCAUGUUUGGGAUGUGUUAGAAAUGUAAUGUGCUGAAUUUAAUGCAAUUGAAUGCAAUAAGCUAAACAAAUCGCCUGAUAAUGGUUUAUGUGCCUUAGUAUCUGAGAAAAUGUCAGGAAGUGUUGGUUUGUUGGUAAUUUUUUUAUGCUUUAAGUGCAAUUCAAUGAAUAUGAGUGGAAUUGGUUGUGAUAUCAUGUAUGAAUCAUAUGUGAAGAUAAGAAUGGCUGUAUUUUAUUAAAGAAAGAAUGGAUGCCUUGGUAAAUGAGUAUGUAUUUAAUGUGAUUUUUCUAAAAUAAAAUGAAUAAAAAUUCA
Molecule: messenger RNA, 2008 nt
Organism: Megalobrama amblycephala (Wuchang bream)
Lineage: Eukaryota; Metazoa; Chordata; Actinopteri; Cypriniformes; Xenocyprididae
Gene: ppp1r3ca
Product: protein phosphatase 1, regulatory subunit 3Ca
Exons: 2
Coding region: 195-1166 (323 amino acids)
Biological process (GO): regulation of glycogen biosynthetic process
Cellular component (GO): protein phosphatase type 1 complex
Molecular function (GO): protein phosphatase 1 binding; glycogen binding
Source: RefSeq, a predicted model, not a curated record